UCUGCCCAUAACAAAAUUGCACAAAAUUGUUUUUGUUCGUACAUGCUUUUUGUAGGAAAAUCAUCUGCAAAAUUAAUUGUUUUAAAUAAAUAUGUCACGCAAAGAAGCACUCUCACAAUUCAUUAAUCAGAUACAUGGGCGACCUGUGGUGGUUAAGUUAAAUAGCGGCGUUGAUUACCGUGGUGUUCUGGCUUGCCUGGAUGGCUACAUGAAUAUUGCGCUCGAUCAAACGGAGGAAUAUGUAAAUGGGCAGCUCAAAAAUAAGUAUGGCGAUGCAUUUAUACGUGGUAACAAUGUGCUAUAUAUUUCUACGCAAAAACGGCGCGUAUGAGAGACUUAAAUGAAACUUAACAUCAUUUCGCAAUUUCGUAAUAAAAAAGUUUUGUACUUCAAUAA
Molecule: messenger RNA, 396 nt
Organism: Bactrocera tryoni
Lineage: Eukaryota; Metazoa; Arthropoda; Insecta; Diptera; Tephritidae
Product: U6 snRNA-associated Sm-like protein LSm6
Exons: 2
Coding region: 92-331 (79 amino acids)
Biological process (GO): mRNA splicing, via spliceosome; maturation of SSU-rRNA
Cellular component (GO): P-body; U4/U6 x U5 tri-snRNP complex; U6 snRNP
Molecular function (GO): RNA binding
Source: RefSeq, a predicted model, not a curated record